AUGAUUCGGCUGGUUGUGAACAGAUACUCCUUUAGGGAAACAUACAAAAGAUAUUUGGGUGUUUGUCUUUUAAAAUCUAUCUAUCUAUCUAUCUAUCUAUCUAUCUAUCUAUCUAUCUAUCUAUCUAUCUAUCUAUCUAUCUAUGUCUGUUCAUAUCUACAUACCGAUUUAUUUUCGUCUCUUAAUAUCAAUUUCCACAUGUUCAUAUCAAUUCAUACCUGUUUAUAUUAUCUAUCUAUCUAUCUAUCUAUCUAUCUAUCUAUCUAUCUAUCUAUCUAUCUAUCUAUCUAUCUAUCUUUUUCUUUCUUUCUUAAUCUAUCUCUUUGUUUAAUUUCUGUCUUUCUUUAUCUAUUUCUCUCUCUCUCUCUCUAUCUAUUUAUCUAUCUAUCUCAGUUUAUUGAAACAAACCCCACCACGUGCCGCCUUACUACCUGCUGCGAUAAGACAGAAGUGCUGUUUCAGCCCAGCCCUGCUACAAGAGACCGCCAUCCAUCCAUAUUCAACAAAGAAACUGAGCUGAAGACCGUGGAGGAAUUCAAGCACAUCGAAUAUGUCAUUUCUAAAGAGUGCUCCCCCGACAAAGAGAUCUACACCAGGAUCUGUGACUUUAUUCAAAUUUCUUUGUCUUUUCUUUCUUUCUUUCUUUCUUUCUUUCUUUCUUUCUUUCUUUCUUCAUAUUUCAGAGGCUCUUCAAUGCCCUUCAUUGUUCUUUUGAACUUCACCACGUCUUUGACUGUACUGAGCUUUUUACUUUUUGUCAUCGGUACUUGUCACUAA
Molecule: messenger RNA, 777 nt
Organism: Acanthosepion pharaonis
Lineage: Eukaryota; Metazoa; Mollusca; Cephalopoda; Sepiida; Sepiidae
Source: the annotation of a GenBank genome assembly